This is a messenger RNA of Pyrenophora tritici-repentis Pt-1C-BFP, 2184 nucleotides long. The record is from RefSeq and is a predicted model, not a curated record. Lineage: Eukaryota; Fungi; Ascomycota; Dothideomycetes; Pleosporales; Pleosporaceae.
AUGUUACGGAGAAAUGGGAAGCUGAGAUCGUGCGAACCAUGCCGUAUAUCAAAAAUCAAGUGCGAUCACGGUACUCCAACAUGUCAAAAAUGCCACACUCGUGGCAUAACUGCGCAAUGUUUCUACCAUCCUAACCCGAUGACUAAACCCGCUGGUACUCCUCGUAAGAAACCAGAGCCACGGCGUGGGAAACUAGACGUGAACCCAUCUGGAAGGUUGACACCGUUGAUCCUAAGCCCCCCAACACUCAGGAACGAUGCAGGUACUGUUUCGUUGAGCAGCUCGUGGCCAACCCCGCCAGAUUCUUUUACCAGACCAACACAUGGUGGACCGGAUCCAGCAAGAAAUUUCUUCCUGGGGUCCACCAGUUAUGCCGCCGUGUUUACGGAGGAGCAGCCAUUGCCAGAUACUGUGCAUGAACAACCGUCUGAAAGGACGAGUGAAACACUUCCAAGGUCCACUCGAAAUAUGGGACAUCGCCAUUGCCAGUUUGCCUUGGGCUCUUUGAUAGUCUCAACACUUUCGCCAUUCGACUUCUUUGAGAAAGCCUGCAAGCUAAGUUUCGAGAUCCAAAAGGCUACCGCCCUUGAAAAGGCCACUGCCCUUGUUGCCCCUUUAAUCCUUUCUGCAUUACCGCAGCUGCGCAAAGACCUCGAACUACUCAAUGCUGCCAGUAACGACACAUAUGCUCUAUAUGCGGAUAUGACAAGAAAUACCGCAAGGCCCCUCAAGGUGUCGUCAGAUAUGCGUCCAUGUGACUUCCAUACCCUUUUUACAGGGAAGAACUUGAGGUGGGAGGCGCUAGGCCUGAUCUUGGUCAUUGCCGGUUGCAAAGCUCAGUAUACAGCACCCAAUGAUCCGCUCUUCACUCUUGAGGAUGGCAAGCAAAUCAACAGGGAUGAAUUCAUCGAGGACAUAAUGCACGCGGCUAACACUUGUAUCAAUAUUUGUCAAACACAUGGGGCAGUAAAUGAAAGUGCAACCCCGAAAGAUCAAUUGGCAGCAAAGGCUAAUAAGUCAGAUCACGGAACAUGGCGACGUAUGGGCGACUGCGUCUCUGCUCUAUACGCUGCAGGCAUACAUUGCGAAGAGUCUAAUUCGGAAGGCGACAACAAAGAACCAUUCUUCAUGCGCGAAUUCCGCAGAAGGUUAUAUGCCUCUGUAUAUCGGUCCGAUAAAACGCUAGCAGUGUUCUAUGGGAGACCUCCAAUGGUGGGUUGGCGGUACAGCGACCGCAAGAUGAUGUUGGAUAUCAGCGACGAAGCUGUAGCCUCGGAAGCAGAGGAUGCAACAUUACUGGACGCCGAGCUUUCGAAGCUGGACAGCGCGGGCUGGAAUACUGAAGGAUGUCUUCAUCCUGCUACGUUCAACAGGGUUCGGUGCCAGCUUGCUGUAUUCAAGGAACGAUUCCUGGAGCAGAGUCUCGCGGGUGAAAAAGACAGUGACGUGGUGCGGAAUGUAGAAGCAAUCUCCGCGGAAUGCACAGAACGGUGGGAUGCGCUUCCUGCCUACCUGCGAUACGAGACAUAUACCGAAGACGCAGCCUGGAAUGGCCGAGGCCCCGGCUUGACAGUCCGUCUCAUCGCCGCCUACCUCGACUAUCUGCACCUGCAUUUCCAAAUCCAGCGCCUCCUACAUCGAAUCACGCAACAAGCUCUUCCGUUGUUAUUGGAAGUGUCAUUGAAGCUCCUUGUGACUUCACUCAUAUCCACGAAACCAAACAAUCGCGUCUACGAAACACGUCGUAAUUUCCCGACUGUGAUGUUAUUCUACUGUUCCCCAGCCGCCGGGGUACUAGCCCUAGAACUGCGUCGCUGUACAAUCAAAGGCAUACCAUUGCCAAGUACCAUCUCUCGCGCAGACGUGAUUAGAAACCUCUCCGUUUUGACAUCAUGCCUGGAAUGGAUAGUGCUGCCUGGCGACGGGAAUCAUAAGCUUUGCCUUGAGUUCAAUAAGAUGCUUGCUCUCGUCUUGGAUGAAGUUCUCAAUUAUGAGCCUCCAGCCAAUGGUGUACAGGCGAAUCGAGGAGAUACCGGAGCUAGUGAUGAUAAUGAUACCCUUAUGGCUGGACAGGGUUUCUUCGAUAUGCCGAUGACCGAGGGCCUGGAACCUAUUCCGACAGUGUCAGAAGAGUUUCUGAAUUGGCUGGAUAAUGCCACAUGGAACAAUAAGGACCUGUUCUGA